AUGGAUGACCUUGCCCACAUCCUGCGCGGCAUGGCGCCGGGGCAGAUUGAGCAUGCCGUGCAGCUGCUGCAGCGCUACUCUGCGGCGAGCCAGCAGCAGCCGCUGUCGGUGCUGCGCAGUAGUGGCGGCGACGCCGACGAAAGCAGCAACUACAACAACAACGGUCCUACUUCAGGGUCUGGUGAAGCCGACGGUGUGAAGGACUCAAUUCUUAAUUCCGCCACGGCGGGGGGACACGAUGCGGUGAGCUCCGCCAUUUCCCUUGCGCUGCGGCAUGCGGCCAUGGCGGCGAAUGGCGUCAGUAGUGACGAGAACAGUGCGAAUAAUGUCGAGGGUGAUGAUGGUGAGGAUGAUGGUGGUGAUGAUGACGAUCUCCCACUGGCAGUUAUCGCGCAGAAGAAGCUGAUGUCGACGGGAAGGAAAGUCCCGAGGUCUGCUGCGCGAAAAAAGCCGCGGGAGGCUGCUGCGACGGCUGAGGGAAACGCUUUGCCCGAGCACCAGCAGCAGCAGCAGCAGCAGCAACAACAAGAACAACAACAGGAAGCACCAUCUGCUGAUGGUAAUCGCACACCUGUUCGCAAGGGCAAGGCGUCCCCCAAGGCGGCGUCGGCGUCGCCAGCCGUUGCGGUGCGUGGUCUCGCUAGUUUUGGAUUCGUGAGCGCCACGAAGAAGCCGGUGCUUGCCGCCGGCGAGAAGAACAAACUCUUCACACCAUUCGUGCAGGACAAGCGGUUGGUGCCCGCCGCGCUGCGGUUCUGGUGCAGCGGUGAAGCACAACAAGAGCAGCAGCAGCAGCAGCAGCAGGAGGUGAGGGAGGACGAGGACGAGGUGUUAGCCGUGCGCCACACCAUCGCCGUGGAUGAGAACUCCUCAUCGUUGAUGCACUCGCCGGUGAUGCUCUGUGGCGAAGCGGAGGAGGAGCGGGACGUGCAGCUGCGCGAGGGGCCGCCGCUGCGCUAUCUCUCCUUCACAGACAUGAUUGAUGCCACCUCGGCCAACAAGAAAAGCAGAGGCAGUGGCGGCCAUAAUAAUAACGCAGUGGAGGCCCCGCCGCUGCUGCAAUGCCCGUGCGGGUUUCAUGUGAGUCUGCCGGCGCCGCGCGUUGGGUUCUGCAACGAGAUGGUCUUCUGUGGUUUCUACGCGAUAGGCUACGACCCGUGCCAGUCGCGCCCGCCGUACUUCGGCACCUACAGCAGCCAGGACGGCAUGAACACGGAGGAGCUGCUGCGCCUCGCCCGCAUUGGCGUUGGCUGCGAAAUCCCGCGGCUGUCGAACCUCGACUACGAGUACGACUCGGGAGACGACUGGGACGUCGUGGAGGGCGACGAGGACGUUGGCGCGUCGAGCAGCGACACGGACGACGAGGAGGACGGCAGCGGCACGUCCCCCAGCGCCAGUGACGACGACUUUAUCAACGACAACGAUGAGGACGAGGAGGACUCCGACGCGGAGCUGCAGCGGCGGAUGUUUGAGGCGAGGCAGCGGCGUGUGAAUCGACUGCGGCACAAGGACAAGUUGGUGCCGGCCUUCAGUGGGCCGUUCGUUGGCGUCGCGAUGCUCGAGCACCCGCUGCGCGAGUACGACAAGAUGGAGCGGAUCUCGUCGACCCUCGAUGGCGCCGCGUUUACGGCGCUGCUGGAGCAGGAGAUGCGAGCAGCAGGUGCGUCUCUGGUCAACAACAACAACAGCAGCGGUGGUUGCGUGGACGUUGGGCCGACUGGGGCGCAGCAACACGAUUACGACGAUGAGCAGCAACAACAGCAGCAGCGACUUUUGGCGGCAGCUCUCCGUAACCGACGGGAGAUGUUCCCGGAGGAGCUGGACGCCGUGCACGCGAUCAUCGCGGCGAAUAGGAAGAUAUCCCCGAAGGCGAUUGUGGAGGCGUUGCAGCAGCAGCAGGUGUGCGCGGGUGUCGCGCGGGCGGAGAUAUUGCGCACGAUUCGGCGCUACUACGAGCGCAAACACAAUACCCUGGUGCGCCGCGAGGAGCCAUGGUCGGUGACGGACGAGCGCCUCUUCAGAAAGCAGCUGCGGCCAAGGGAGGGUGACGGUGGCGGCGGCGGCGGCGACAGCAUCAACAAUAACAACAACAACAGCGCAGGCCCUAACAUCGGCAACGGCGAAGGGGAAAGAAACCGCGACAACGAUGAGGAGGAUGCAGAGGAGGACGAUGAGGACAUUACGCUAGUGGCGCUCGCCCAAAAGCGGCCACGUGCAGCGAGCAGUGGAGGAAUCAAUGACGGUUCAUCUUGA
This is a messenger RNA of Trypanosoma grayi, 2253 nucleotides long. RefSeq lists its product as hypothetical. Lineage: Eukaryota; Euglenozoa; Kinetoplastea; Trypanosomatida; Trypanosomatidae. The transcript has a single exon. The record is from RefSeq and is a predicted model, not a curated record. Bases 1 to 2253 code for a protein of 750 amino acids.